AUGGCUGCCCCAAACAUGGCCUCCCAAGGGAACGAGCCCAUUGCGAUUGUCGGAAGCGGCUGCAGGUUUCCAGGAGGCGCCAACUCGCCUUCCAAGUUAUGGGAUCUGCUGCGAGAACCUCGCGACGUGCUCUGCGAGAUUCCGCCUAGUCGAUUUGAUGUUCGUGGAUUUCAUCACACGGACUCUCAAUUCCCCGGUCACACCAACGUCAAGCACUCUUACCUUCUUCAAGAAGAUGUUGCCAAGUUCGAUGCCCAGUUCUUCAAUAUUACAGCGCCAGAAGCGAUAGCAAUGGACCCACAACAGCGUCUUCUUCUAGAGACGGUUUACGAGGGUUUAGAAGGCGCUGGCUUGACCAUCGAAGGCCUCAAAGGCUCCAACACCGGUGUAUAUGUCGGUGUUAUGUACGUCGACUACGAAUCCCUGCAAUUUCGAGACCUGCAGCAUGUCCCAACGUACCUUGCAAUUGGUACCGCUCGGAGUAUUGUUUCUAACAGAAUAUCAUACUUCUUCGACUGGCAUGGACCCUCACUGACGGUCGACACCGCCUGCUCCUCCAGUCUGGUCGCGGUGCACCAAGCCGUCCAGGCUCUGCGAUCGGGAGAGGUCCGCGUCGCGCUAGCUGCCGGAAGCAACCUUCUACUCGGCCCAGAGCCAUACAUCCACGAGAGCAAGCUGAAAAUGCUGUCACCCGAUGGCCGUUCUCGCAUGUGGGACCAGGGCGCUAACGGCUACGCACGCGGCGACGGCGUAGCCGCAGUUGUGCUCAAGACGCUGAGUGCCGCACUGGCUGACGGAGAUCAUAUCGAAGCUAUUAUUCGCGAGACUGGUGUCAACCAAGACGGUCGCAGUCGCGGCAUCACGAUGCCCAGUGCAGCGGCGCAGGCGUCGCUUAUCCGCGCUACGUACGCCAAGGCAGGACUCAACCCUGAAUCCGAUACUGAUCGGUGCCAAUAUUUCGAAGCCCACGGUACGGGGACGCCGGCGGGUGAUCCGGUUGAGGCCGAGGCCGUGCACACCGCGUUUUUCGGCAACCGAGAUCCCGCCGCGGAUCGUCUCCUCGUCGGUUCGAUCAAGACCAUCAUCGGCCAUACGGAAAGCACCGCCGGUCUGGCCGGUAUUCUUAAAGUCGUGCAAGCCAUGAAGCACGGCUACAUCCCACCAAAUAUGCUGCUAGAGAACCUCAACCCGAACGUGUUGCCUUUCUACGGCAACUUGAAGAUCCCCCAGGAGCUUACUCCUUGGCCACAGGUUGCGCCGGGUCAAAGCCGGCGAGCUAGCGUGAACAGCUUCGGGUUCGGCGGGACAAACGCGCACAUCAUCCUUGAGAGCUAUGAAGCGUCUAGUUUUGAGGAAGAUAAGGACGCCCAAAGUGUCGCACCUUUUCUUUUCUCCGCGCAGUCUAAGUCGUCACUCUUGUCCAGUCUCUCUGCCCACGCCCAGUACUUGGAGCAGCAUCCCGACACUGAUCCUUCAGAUCUUUCCUGGACUCUACGGUCACGUCGCUCUCGCCUUCCGCUGAGACUGGCACUACCAGCUUCAACCAUUGAGGUACUUCAGACCAACCUGAAGGGCAUUAUUGGCAACAGCAACUUCCAGCUGGAAUCCAAGGCUGCCGGCACCAGCACCAAGGAAGCUCGCCUUUUGGGCGUCUUCACAGGCCAAGGCGCACAGUGGGCUCGCAUGGGCGCAGAGCUCGUCGAGAGCUCCCACUAUGCGGCCGGCUUGCUAGCCGCCAUGGACGAAGCCUUGGCUCAACUGCCAGAAGCAGACAGACCAUCCUGGACUUUGAGAGAACAACUACUUGCCAAUGCAAAGACUAGCCAAAUUGGCAGCGCUGUAGUUGCUCAGCCUCUGUGUACCGCUGUGCAGGUCAUUCUUGUCGAGCUGCUUCGGCAAUGUGGCAUCAACUUCGCCGCGGUGGUUGGACACUCUUCAGGCGAGAUUGGAGCCGCUUUCGCUGCAGGGGCGCUCUCUGCUAUUGACGCCAUUCGCAUUGCAUACUAUCGUGGUCUCCACUCUCGUUUGGCUGAAGGCCCAGAGGGUAUUCAAGGUGCUAUGCUUGCAGUCGGAACAACUUUAGACGAUGCCGAGUCUAUCUGCAACGACGACUACUUCUUGGGCAGAGUCAAGGUUGCGGCAUGUAACUCUGCCUCUAGCAUUACCAUCUCAGGCGAUGAAGACGCGAUUGAGGAGAUGAUUGACAUUUUCGAGGACGAGAGCAAGUUUGUCCGACGUCUGCGGGUGGACAAGGCUUACCACUCACAUCACAUGGUCCCUUGUUCACAGCCGUAUCUGGAGUCCAUGAAGCCUUUUGCUAUUCAGAUGAAGCAAUCCGACUCAAGCUGCACUUGGGUCUCCAGUGUCAACUUGGAUUGGUCUCUGGGUGCGUCAAACAGUCUUGAUGCCUCAUACUGGGUGGAUAACCUCCUGUCGCCAGUGCUCUUUAUGCAAGCUGUCGAGAAAGCCAUGCAACUUGGUCCCUUCGACGCCGCAAUCGAGGUUGGUCCCCACCCUGCUCUCAAGGGUCCCGUUCUUGAUACGCUCCGAGAGCAAAAGCUCGAGAUUCCGUACACAGGACUACUCCAGCGCAACACCAACGCAGUCCAGAGCGUCUCCUUCGCAAUCGGGUAUGUGUGGACGCAUGUGGACAACCUCAUUAUCGACUUCGAUCGCUACGAAUCUGCCCUCAGUGGCUCAAAGGAGCACCGCUUCCUCUCCGACUUACCCACGUACCAGUGGAACCAUUCUCAAAGGUAUUGGCAUGAGUCCAACCUUUCACGGAACUUACGCACAAGAAGUCAACCCGUUCAUCAGCUUCUCGGAGACUUGCAGCCCCAGAGCUCAGCACACCAGGUCACAUGGAAAGCGAUUUUACGUCCCCAUGAUCUUCCUUGGGUUCACCAUCACAGAAUCCAAGGCCAGACUGUCUUCCCCGCGGCUGCAUAUGCGGCCACAGCGUUUGAAACAAUUCCUUUCCUCGCUGAGGAGGCUUCCGUUGAGCUCAUGGAGAUCAAAGACCUCGUCAUUCACCAGGCUUUGAUAUUCGGAAACGACGAGCAAGAGUCUGGCAUUGAGGUUCGGUCGAUGGUCAGCAAUAUUAACCGGAAUGACCCCUCUUCUAUCACAGCCCAUUUCACGUAUGAGGCAUGCAUCGGAUCGCAAAAGGACUUCCAGCUAGUCGCUAGUUGCGACGUUUCCGUCUCCCUUGGCGAGGCGUCUCGUGACAUGCUCCCCGCGACUGCCAGGAUUGAGCCUUACAUGGUCGACGUCGACACCGAGUUGGCGUACUCUUCUCUCAACGAUGUCGGCUAUGGAUACACGGGUCCUUUCAAAGCUCUGUCUGGCUUGAAGAGGAAGCUUGGCAAGGCGUCUGGUUCCCUCGCCUUGACAACCCCCGAGUCCAAUGCCAAGGUUCUCAUCAUCCAUCCAGCGGUGUUGGAUGCAGCCUUUCACUCUAUUAUCUUGACUUUUAGCUACCCUGAAGAUGGCAGACUCUGGAGUCUCCAUUUACCGACUCGCAUCGACAAGAUCAGAAUCAACCCUUCUCUGUGCGGGCGUCACUGGUCAGACAUUGUCGAAGUCCCAUUUGUCGCAUCCAUGUCCGAUGAAGAGGAGUCCAGAGACACCUCCGGAUUUCAGGGCGAUGUCGAUAUUCACGACAAAGAGGGAGAGUUCACUGCUGUUCAAGUGGAAGGACUCCAUGUUGUACCCUUCACCCCCGCUUCCCCAGCCGAUGACCAACAGCAGUUCUAUGCCACGCAAUGGGUUCACUCAGAGCCUAACGCUGAUAUUCCUGGCACUUACGAUGCCUCGGUUCAAGACAAGGAUAUGGCAGUCAUUUUGGAGCGUGGCAGCUACUUCUAUCUCCGCCAGCUGGAAAACCAGAUUCCAGAGGGCCACCUUGGGCGAUCUGACCCGUACAAUGCCGCCUACCUGUCUUUCGCUUCUCGUACCCACAAGCUCGUCCAGCAAGGGAAGCAUCGCUACGCAAAGAAGGAAUGGCUCAAUGACACACUGGAAGACAUCCUAGCCCUUUCCAAGCCGUUCUCCGAUCAACCUGAGAUCAAGGCUAUGCAUAUCGUCGGAGAGCAGAUGCCACGGGCUAUACUGGGGGAGACAACCAUGCUCGAGCACUUGAUGAAUAACGGGUUGUUGGCCGACUACUACGCUCAGGCCCGAAGCAUCACCCGAGGUACCGAGAUCUUGGCUGAGACUGUCGUGCAAAUUCUACAACGGCAUCCCGAGAGCAAGAUUCUGGAAGUCGGCGCCGGCACCGGACAGGCGACCCGAGAGAUUUUCAAGCGGGUCGAUGACAAUUUCUCAACCUACACGUUCACCGAUGUCUCGGCGGCAUUCUUCGACAAGGCCGAAGCGGAGUUUGAGGCAUUUGAGGAUCGCAUGGUUUACAGCGUUCUGGACCUUGAGCGGGAUAUGAAGACUCAGGGCUUCGAAGAGCAUUCGUAUGACAUCGUCGUAGCCUCCUUCGUCCUACACGCCACGAAGAGCAUUGAGCAGACUGUGCGUCGCGUGCGAUCGCUUCUGAAGCCAGGUGGCUACCUCAUUCUCUACGAGGUUACGAAUAUCGAUAUCAUCCGCGGCACUGCCCUUUUUGGAUGUCUUCCGGGAUGGUGGCAAGGCGUUGAGGAAGGCAGAACCCUGGGUGCGUGCGUUUCCGAGUCCAAGUGGGAUGCCAUCCUGCGCAAGACUGGGUUCUCCGGAGUCGAUACCAUGACACCCGUCAAGGACGCUAUGUCUCUUCCCAACUCCGUCAUGGUGUCGCAAGCGGUAGAUGACUGGGUCGAGUUCAUUCGAGAGCCCCUCUUGGCAUCUCCUUCGCUGUUUGUUGGACAGUCUAUCAUCAAGCAUCUCUUCAUUAUUGGAGGGGCCACUUUGAAAGUCUCUCGCUUGGUACAAGAUAUCCGAAAGCUGAUCCAUGCUUUCUGCGACGAUAUCACAGCGGUUGAAUCUCUGGAGAGACUCGGUGAUGUUGAGAUCGACUCGAACGCCACUGUCCUUGUUCUAGAGGAUCUCGACCACCCCGUCUUCAAAGACAUCACUGCGACACGAUGGGCUGGUCUAAAACAUCUCUUCGGAUCCGAGAAGUCUAUUGCGUGGAUCACGCAGGAUCGCAUGGUCGAAAAUCCAUUCGGCAACAUGGGCGUCGGCUUCGCACGAUCAGCCCUAUGGGAGAUCCCGGAGAUCCGAUACCAGUUCAUCGACUUCCAGGAUGCGCAUCGCAUUGACGCGAGGGCGUUGGUUGAGUCCGUCCUGCGCUUCCAGAUGUCUGGCUCCGUCCAAGACCAGAGUCAGGGCAAGUCCCUUUGGUCUGUGGAGUCGGAGAUCAUCAUCGACUCAGACGGAUGCCAGUUGGUUCCAAGAAUGAGACCCGUUAGCACCGCCAAUGAACGCUACAACUCGGCGCGCAGAACCAUCGUCAAGGAUGCCCAGACUCUAGACUCGCAAAUCGCGAUUGAGAAUGUGGAUGAUCGGUACACCCUUGUCCAGCGGUCUCCUUCAGCUGGUGAACGUUCCAAUAGCGGCGCCGUCACCUUGAAGUUGACGCAUUCCAGCUUGCAGGCCAUCAAGACUGAUGUUGGCGAUGCAUUCUUGGUACUAGGAAGCUGCGCAAAGACUGGCACUCAGUACGUUGGCCUCUCUGAAUCUGUUGCAUCUGUCGUCAGUAUUUCGAAAGACAGUCUCGUCACUUGUUCUGUUGCCCCUGAGUCUGCGGCGGUGUUUUUGUCAGAUGUUGCUGCGCACCUCCUGAUGCCAGGACUUAUGGCCGCUCUCGGCAAAGGCGACACUCUCUUGGCCCACAAUGCUCCCGAAGCGGUGGUAAAGCUACUUGGUAGCCGUACCAAGGGUGCUGACAUCAACCUGGUCUGCACUUCAUCGUCAAAAGAGAUUGCGAAGCAUACUGAUGCUGUCUAUAUCGGACGUUACAUGCGCCAAUCUGAGAUCAAGACCCUUCUCCCCACCAAUAUCUCUCGAUACAUCGAUUUCGCGACAAAUGAUGGUCUAUCAUCAGUGGCUUCUUGCUUGCAAGCCAGUGUUCCUAUUGUCAAUGCGUCUUCCUUAUUCGCUACGACUGCAAAGAUGGGCCGAGCUUCUGCCGACAAUAUCAAUGAGCUUCUGGCAAAUGCAACGACUGAAGUACUUUCAGCUCUUGUGAAAUGCACGCAAGAUGACGCAGCAGUCAGCUUGAUUGGUGUACAAGAUCUCCAGAUGGUUAAGGAAGCUCCUAGAGCCCUUACUAUUGUCGGCUGGGACGUCUCUUUGGUUUCCAUCACUGUCCAGCCCGCAUCGGCUCAGUUCAAGGCAGACCGGACUUAUUGGCUGGUCGGACUCUCUGGAGAUCUCGGAAUCUCUAUCGCAGACUGGAUGAUCCGAAAUGGCGCCAAGCACCUAGUCAUCACCAGCCGCAAUCCCAAGGUCGAUGAGAGGUGGCUUAAGACCACGGAAGCCAGAGGUGCAGUGGUUCGCGUUGUAGCAUGCGAUCUCACCGACUACGAUGCCCUUGCGCAGGCACACCACGAGAUUUCCAGCACACUGCCCCCAAUCGCCGGUGUUUACCAAGGCGCCAUGGUUCUGCUCGACAUGGCACUCCGCGAUAUGGGGCUCGAAGACUUCAGCCGGGUUCUCCGCCCCAAGGUCGAGGGUAGUCUGAAUCUAGACCGCGUCUUGGGAGAUGAGCCACUGGACUUCUUCAUCUUCUUCUCUUCCGUCGCCACUGUUGCAGGUAAUCCCGGCCAGGCAGGUUACACGACAGCCAACCUCUUCAUGAGCGGCAUGGCACAGCAAAGACGCAAGCGUGGUUUGCCCGCGUCAGUCGUGGAGUUGGGCUUGAUCAUGGGCACGGGCUACAUCACCCGCGAAAAGGGCAACGUCCUGACCCGGCCCUCGUUUGAACGAGGUCUCUUGACCAUCUCUGAGUACGACGUUCAUCAGACACUAGCAGAGGCCAUUCAGUAUGGCCACCCUGAGUCGGGUGCCGAGUGGCAGAUUUCGAUCGGGCUGAGACGCAUGCCUGCAAAUGCACCGAACCGGCCGCAGUGGUAUAGUUAUCCUCAAUUCGCGUGUCUCACAGAGAGGGCCGCAGUUGAAGACACGAGCGCGACUAAUACCCAGGCUGGUCCGUCUAUCAAGGACCGAUUGGCCACUGCAACUACAAGAGAUGAUGUAGAGAAGAUCAUCACUGGAUCAUUCAUAGCCGAGAUGCGCAAGAUGCUCCAUCUUAGCGAUGACUACGCCAUCACGCCUGCUGUCCGUACUGACGAGCUCGGACUUGACUCUCUCGUUGCUGUCAGAAUCCGGUCCUGGUUCCUCAACAACUUCCAAGUCAACAUUCCCGCACUACGAAUUCUCAAGGGUGAAGCCCUUCAAGGUCUCAUCGACCACGCCGUGGGAGAGAUCCCGGAAGAGCUGGCACCGAAGCUGUUCUCCUCCUCGCAGUCCGAGGACACCUCGCCAUCCUCGGAAGAGUCAUCCCAAAAGUCUGGAACCCCGCCUUCAACGGCUCCCGAGACAGAGAAUUCUUCCAUCGUUAAUGGCGAUCUCGAAACCAAGGAGGAGAAAGAGGCAAGGCCUCAGGAAGUCCAGUUGGAAAGGUUCGGGCGCUUGUCUUACACCCAGUCAGUAUUCUUGUUCGUACACGAGCUCUUGCCUGACAAGACCACUCUGAACAACACAGUUAUGCUUCAUCUUAGCGGAGAAGUGCGCAUUCCCGAUCUCUCCCGCGCUGUUCGAGCACUGGGAGAACGCCACGAGUCGUUGCGUAGCUGCAUCUGCGAACGCGACGGCCAGCCCAGUCAAGGAGUCAUGAGGACACCUUCCUUCACCCUUGAGCACAAGAGGAUCUACACCAAGAAUGAACUUUUCGACGAGUACGCUGCGCUCCGAGGCCAUGUUUUCGACCUGAGUCAAGGCCAGGCCAGCCGGACAAUCCUUCUCUCAUACUCGCCACGGGAUCACUACCUUCUGAUGAGCUCCCACCACAUCUUCUUCGAUCGAGCCAGCAACGACGCUGUCAUGAGUGACCUAGAGCGGAUUUACAACGGAUAUCCCCACGACCCGAACCCUCUCCAGUACCUUGACUACUCCGACGACCAGCAAAGACAGUACUCAUCUGGGGAAUGGGACGAAGCCAUAAAGUUUUGGCGCAACGAGUUCACCACCAUCCCUGACCCCCUAUCCCUCCACCGCAGCCAAAUUUCCGAUCGACAGCCCCUCGAGCGCUACGCAUCCCGCAUCCCAGACUUCCGCAUCGACAAGCAGCUCUCGGCGAAGAUCCGCCAAGUUGCGAGGAAGCACCGCGCCACACCGUUCCAUUUCCACCUCGCCGCCUUCAAAGUCCUCCUCCACCGCUUUCUCGGCACCACCGACGUGUGCAUCGGUAUCGCAGACAGCUGCCGACGAGACGAUCACAUGCGCACCGGAAUCGGCCCAUUCCUAAAUAUGCUGCCCCUGCGCAUGGCCGCCAACGCGGAGCAGCCCUUCCUAAGCGCCCUCGACGAGGCACGGGAGAAGAGCUUCGCCGUCCUCGCCAACUCGAUCCCACUCGAGGUUAUCUUGAAUGAGCUCCGCGUCUCACGUCAGGCUACGCAUACACCCCUGGCACAAGCAUUUAUGAACUACGCCGAGAACGACCUCGAAGACGGCCAGACGUUCCUCGGGUGCCGGAUGACGAUGAUGAAGCAGGAGAUGGCUGAACUUCCUUAUGACAUCACCUUCACCGUGAUCAACAACACCACCGGCGACACCCGUAUUCUCUUAAAUUUGCAGGAGUCUUUGUACACGGACUCUGAUGCGCAGAUCUUACAGCACGGGUAUGAAGAUAUUCUCCGCGAGUUCGCCAACGCACCGGAUCAGGCAGUUGGUAGCACGUGGCACUUUAGACCUGCUGUUCUGCAGAAGGCUCUUACACUGGGACGCGGCCCGGCUUUCAACUCUUCUUGGCCCGAGACCCUCGUUCAUCGAUUCGACAGCUUCUUCCCAACUGUCGUGGAGAGAGUCGCGGUUACCGAUGACGCUGGUGGCUCGAUUACCUAUACACAGCUCUCUACCAAGAUGAACACAAUUGCAUCGGAACUCAUUCGCCAAGGUGUGCAACCCGGCUCUAGAGUCGCUGUCCUUCAGCAACCAUCAAUUUGUUGGAUUCCUUCUCUUCUAGCGAUCCUCAGGAUUGGCGCGGUCUAUGUCCCACUGGAUGUCAAUACUCCAGUCGCAAGACUGUCUCUGAUCGUACGCGACUGCCAACCCUCGUCAAUCCUCGUUCACGAAUUGACUUUGGACGACGCAACCAGACUGGAGAUCGAGCAAGGCACUUCUCUAGUCAACGUAUCAGACUUCAAAGAGUCGAAUGAGAAUUCGGUUUUCAACCUCGCCCAACCGGAUGCACCGGCUAUCAUCCUUUACACCAGCGGCUCAACGGGAACCCCGAAGGGAGUCAUUUUACGCCAUAGCAGCUUAAAGCAUGAGUUCGAUCACUGCGCCGCCACAUAUGAGUUGAAACAAGACGAUGUGGUUCUCCAGCAGAGCGCCUGGAGCUUCGACUUAUCCGUGACGCAAAUCUUUCUGGCUCUCGGGGUGGGAGCCCAGUUGCACACGGUAUCCCACACCAUGCGCGCAGACUCGCACGCGAUGACCGAGCUUAUCAAGAAUCGCGGUGUGACAGCUACCUAUGCUACACCGACUGAGUACAAGAGUUGGCUGAGGCGUGAAGACCAACCUGCAUUGCGAUCCUCAGCCUGGCGCUUGGCUCUCGUUGCCGGUGAAGCCGUCACUGAGCCGCUUCUCCAUCUCUUCCGCGAGGUGGACCGCGAAGGUCUCCGUCUCUUCAAUGUGUACGGUCCCACAGAGACAACAUGUGGAUCUACCAAGAUGGAGCUAUCGUACGGUGUACCUGGAUUCUACCAAGGGUCCAUACCCGUCGGUUUGGCAUCCGCAAACGAGCGGUUCUACAUCUUGGACCCCAGCCAGAACCUCCAGCCGGUUGGGCAGGCGGGUGAGAUAACCAUCGGCGGUGUCGGUGUUGCUAUGGGCUACUUGAAUUUGGACGAGCGGGCUCGAGCAUCCUUCUUGCCGGACGUCUUUGCAACCGAGGAAGAUUUGAAGCGCGGAUGGACAACCAUGUACCGAACAGGCGACGUCGGAUUCCUGCAGCCCAACGGGACACUCGUUCUGAAGGGUCGCAUUGGAGACGACACAGAGGUCAAGCUCAACGGUGUGCGCAUUGAUCUCAAAGACGUGGAGAAGACCAUCCUGCAAGCUUCUCGCGGCCUUCUCGCCGAUGCUGUGGCCUCUCUUCGCAGUACAUCUGACGGAUCUGUCAAGUUCAUGGUUGUCUACGUUGUCUUCUCGGCCGAGAGCCUGGGCGAGAAUAAGAGCAAGUUCCUCAGAACACUUCUCGCAGAAUUACCAUUGGCGCGAAACAUGUGUCCAUCUGCCCUCAUCCCGAUCGAUUCUCUUCCCCGAACUGUGGCUGGCAAGGUCGACAGACGCGGUAUCGCUUCUCUUCCGAUAUCGCAAGGCCUUUUCCACCGCGCUGAGCAUGAGACGGAUGGCAUCAGAGGGAAUACAAGGCUAUCCACGGCUGAGAAGACACUCAAGAGGUACUGGGAAGCCGUGAUUCCCGAGGAGUUGACUGGACUCCACGAAAUCGAAGCCGAUUCGGACUUCUUUGUAAUCGGAGGUAACUCGCUUCUCCUGAUUGAGCUUCAGGGUCGGAUUCGCGCAGAUCUCGGCAUCUUUAUCGCCUUGCCUAAGCUUUUCCAAGCUACCACCCUUAGGUCGAUGGCUCGACUUCUUCCCGGCAUGGACGACCUCCAGCCGGAGCUGGACGCUCAGAUCGACUGGUCAAGCGAAACGGCUCUGCUUCCAGAGGAUGUUACCCCCGUGGAUGAUAGAGCGAAUUCAGUUGCGAAGCCCCCUCGCACUGUCGUCUUGACGGGAGCCACGGGCUUCCUCGGCCAGUACCUUGCCAGAUCCCUCGUGGAGAAUGAAAACAUCGAGAAGGUCAUCUGCAUAGCCGUCAGGAACGCCAAGGACCAGACCCGCCAAGAUUUACUUUCUGACCUGGGACCCAAGGCAGAGUUCUACGAAGGUGAUCUGAGCUCGGCUCGUCUCGGUCUCACUGAAGCAGCAGCCCUCCGUGUAUUCCAAUCCGCCGAUGCGGUGAUCCACAACGGCGCCGACGUGUCGCAUCUCAAGAGCUACACUUCCCUUCGCGCAUCCAACCUCGGAGCGACGCAAGAGCUCGUCCGACUGUGCAGUCCCCGGCAAAUACCGCUACACUACUUGUCCACCACAGGUGUCGCCAUGUACACCCCCUUCGAGGAGCUCAGUGAGGUGUCGGUACGCGAGCACACGCCUCCAGUAGAUGGCCAACACGGCUACAUCGCAUCCAAGUGGGCCAGUGAGGUAUACCUUGAGAAUGUUCACGCGGAAUCCGGCCUACCGGUGCACAUUCACCGCCCAUCGAGCAUCAUCCGCCCCGAAUCUGACAGGACCGGCGAGAACCCGGCUGCAGAUGUCCUGCAAAACAUGCUCGACUACUCACGGCGGGUACGCGCAGUGCCAGCGGCGCCCGGUCUUAGAGGCUUCGUCGACUUGGUGAAGCCCGAGACGGUCACACGUGAGGUGGUGGGGGCCGUCAUGUCUAGGUCUCAGGGGGAUGGGGUUGUGUACGUUCACGAGUCCGGUGACUUGGAGCUGGAUGUGAGGCAAAUAAAAGAGUACUUGGAGACUGAAACCGGGGGAACUGUUGAGGCGUUGGUUUUGGACGACUGGAUUGAUCGCGCGGAAGAAAUUGGGCUGUCGCCUGCCAUGGCGGCCGUGUUCCGGAGUUCGCUAGGGUCUGGCGAGCCGAUGAAUCUGCCCAAGUUGCUGCGGCGAUGA
Colletotrichum godetiae is the source of this 11898-nucleotide messenger RNA. Its product is annotated as beta-ketoacyl synthase domain-containing protein. Gene Ontology annotation, biological process: secondary metabolite biosynthetic process; fatty acid biosynthetic process. The transcript has 5 exons. Bases 1 to 11898 code for a protein of 3965 amino acids. NCBI's taxonomy places the organism in Eukaryota, Fungi, Ascomycota, Sordariomycetes, Glomerellales, Glomerellaceae. Gene Ontology annotation, molecular function: fatty acid synthase activity; phosphopantetheine binding; 3-oxoacyl-[acyl-carrier-protein] synthase activity. The record is from RefSeq and is a predicted model, not a curated record.